AUGAAGACAACAAUCGUUCUCUCUGCUCUCCUGGGUCUCGCUUUUGCUUUGCCCACACCUGAAAAAAUGGCCCGCGGUGAGGACGACACCGCAAUCGGUGCUGACAUCGUCUGGGCACGCAGCGAAGACGACACCGCAAUUGGCGCCGACAUCGUCUGGGCACGCAGCGAAGACGACACCACAAUUGGCGCUGAUAUCGUCUGGGCACCAUAA
Messenger RNA from Talaromyces atroroseus, 213 nucleotides. RefSeq lists its product as hypothetical. Bases 1 to 213 code for a protein of 70 amino acids. The transcript is spliced from 2 exons. Lineage: Eukaryota; Fungi; Ascomycota; Eurotiomycetes; Eurotiales; Trichocomaceae. The record is from RefSeq and is a predicted model, not a curated record.